CAGUUUCGACUACUCCGAUCUCAACCGCUCUCAACAACAAUCAUGGCACCCGGAGCACUCCUCGUCACAUCACAGAAUGGAAGAACGAGCCCCCUCUACGACUCCGAUGGCUAUGUACCAGCGCCUGCGGCUCUAGUAGUAGGUGGUGAGGUCAAUUACAGAGGCUACCAUCAUGCAGAAUGGUGGGUGGGCAAUGCAAAGCAGGUGGCGCAAUUCUACAUCACACGCAUGGGCUUCGAGCCUGUUGCACACAAAGGUCUGGAGACCGGAUCUCGCUUCUUUGCCAGCCACGUUGUCCAGAACAACGGCGUUCGCUUCGUCUUCACAUCACCUGUUCGGUCAUCGGCACGGCAAACACUCAAAGCAGCGCCUCUCGCGGACCAAGCACGCCUCGACGAAAUGUACGAUCACCUUGACAAGCACGGAGAUGGAGUGAAGGAUGUCGCCUUCGAAGUUGACGAUGUCUUGGCUGUGUACGAGAACGCAGUUGCGAAUGGUGCGGAGUCCGUCAGUUCACCACAUACCGAUUCAUGCGACGAAGGCGAUGUGAUCUCCGCGGCGAUCAAGACAUACGGAGAUACCACGCACACCUUCAUUCAACGCACGACAUAUACAGGACCAUUUCUUCCUGGCUAUCGAUCAUGUACCACAGUGGACUCGGCCAACAAGUUCUUGCCACCAGUCAAUCUCGAAGCGAUUGAUCACUGUGUUGGCAAUCAAGACUGGGACGAGAUGAGCGAUGCCUGCGACUUCUACGAGCGCUGUCUUGGAUUCCAUCGCUUCUGGAGUGUCGAUGACAAGGACAUCUGUACGGAGUUCUCCGCGCUGAAGUCUAUCGUUAUGAGUUCUCCCAACCAGGUAGUCAAGAUGCCAAUCAACGAGCCCGCCCAUGGCAAGAAGAAGAGCCAGAUCGAGGAGUACGUCGAUUUCUACAAUGGACCUGGCGUACAACACAUCGCUCUCCGUACGCCAAACAUCAUCGAGGCAGUAUCAAACUUGCGGUCAAGAGGCGUGGAGUUCAUCAGCGUGCCAGAUACGUACUACGAGAACAUGCGUCUUCGUCUCAAAGCGGCAGGAAUGAAGCUGGAGGAGUCAUUCGACAUCAUUCAAAAGCUGAACAUCCUCAUCGAUUUCGACGAAGGUGGCUAUUUGCUGCAGCUGUUCACGAAGCCGCUGAUGGAUCGGCCGACGGUCUUCAUUGAAAUCAUUCAACGGAACAACUUUGAUGGCUUCGGAGCUGGAAACUUCAAGAGUCUGUUCGAGGCGAUUGAGCGAGAGCAGGACUUGCGUGGCAAUCUCUAG
Messenger RNA from Zymoseptoria tritici IPO323, 1302 nucleotides. RefSeq lists its product as uncharacterized. The record is from RefSeq and is a predicted model, not a curated record. Lineage: Eukaryota; Fungi; Ascomycota; Dothideomycetes; Mycosphaerellales; Mycosphaerellaceae. The transcript has a single exon. The coding region runs from base 43 to 1302 and encodes 419 amino acids. Gene Ontology annotation, biological process: L-tyrosine catabolic process. Gene Ontology annotation, molecular function: 4-hydroxyphenylpyruvate dioxygenase activity.